AUGCAACAAGCGCUGCAGGUGGCACACGCGUGGCAGAUGUUACACUCCAAGAACCCAGCGAUUGUGGCAGUGGCGAAGGCCCAGGUGUGUCAGAUUGCUCGCAAACGCUACCGCCUGAUUAAAUACCACUGGACGGGUCGAGGCGACGAGCUCAUACGUUAUUUCUUGAAUUCCGAGUUUGCGUCGCCUUCCCACGCCACUGCACAUCGCAGAUCGGGGAAUGUCGCGUCACUUUGGGUGGACGUACAGCGGGUGCUUAAAGUUCACCAUCUUACUUUUCAUGAUCGCGCGGAUGAGUCUUGUCAGGAUCCGUUUUCUCUUCGCGUGCCGCACCAUACUCACUGGCUUUACCACAAGUCGGUGUUGCGGCACGUAUAG
Molecule: messenger RNA, 378 nt
Organism: Peronospora matthiolae
Lineage: Eukaryota; Oomycota; Peronosporomycetes; Peronosporales; Peronosporaceae
Source: the annotation of a GenBank genome assembly